AUGAACGAGAAGCAGACACUCGCACACUUUCUUGAGAACAAGAACUUUACAGCGACCAAGAAGUACCAAAAGAAGAAGAAAGAAGACAAAGAAGAAGUAAAAGACAGUUUAAUAAUAGUAAAUGGAGAAGUAGUAAUAAAUAAUGGACUAAAGAAUGAAUCAGAAGACAGAACUGUCAUAGAAGACAGGAUGACAGCCUUCUCAUACGGCCGAGCCACCAGCAAAGGCAGGUGGUCAAAGGAGGAGACUAUUUUAUAUUAUAAGGGGCUAUCUUUAUGUGGGACUGAUUUCACUCUCCUUGAGAAGAUAUUCACGGACAAGACGCGUAGACAGAUAAAGAAUAAGUUCAGCAUAGAAGAGAAGAAGUAUCCAGAGCGGGUUAGUCAUGCCCUAUCAUCACACAGGAUAUUCAAGAAGGAAGAAUUAGAUGCACUUAGGAAGGAGUAUACAGAGAUAAAAUAAGUGUAAAACAAAAAUUAUUAAAAAUAACG
Molecule: messenger RNA, 491 nt
Organism: Nematocida parisii ERTm1
Lineage: Eukaryota; Fungi; Microsporidia
Exons: 1
Coding region: 1-462 (153 amino acids)
Biological process (GO): RNA polymerase III preinitiation complex assembly
Cellular component (GO): transcription factor TFIIIB complex
Molecular function (GO): TFIIIC-class transcription factor complex binding
Source: RefSeq, a predicted model, not a curated record